Molecule: messenger RNA, 5185 nt
Organism: Lagenorhynchus albirostris (white-beaked dolphin)
Lineage: Eukaryota; Metazoa; Chordata; Mammalia; Artiodactyla; Delphinidae
Gene: ABCE1
Product: ATP binding cassette subfamily E member 1
Exons: 18
Coding region: 167-1966 (599 amino acids)
Biological process (GO): translational initiation; translational termination; ribosomal subunit export from nucleus
Molecular function (GO): iron ion binding; ATP hydrolysis activity; ribosomal small subunit binding
Source: RefSeq, a predicted model, not a curated record
GGCAUGCGUGAGGCGGCGGCUGGGCACCGCCAUUUUGGCCAGUGGCCGUAGGAACACGUUGUGUGGCUGAGAAGUGAAAGCAAGAACUGAUUUGGCCUCUGCGUUCCCCUCCGCAAGGGGAAUCUGUUUCUCCAGAGGAACUGGAUAUUGUUACUUCCUUAGAAUUAUGGCGGAUAAAUUAACAAGAAUUGCUAUUGUCAACCAUGACAAAUGUAAACCUAAGAAGUGUCGGCAGGAGUGCAAAAAGAGUUGCCCUGUGGUUCGAAUGGGAAAAUUAUGCAUAGAGGUUGUCCCCCAGAGCAAAAUAGCAUGGAUUUCUGAAACUCUUUGUAUUGGUUGUGGUAUUUGUAUUAAAAAGUGCCCCUUUGGUGCCUUAUCAAUUGUCAAUCUACCAAGCAACUUGGAAAAAGAAACAACACAUCGAUACUGUGCCAACGCCUUCAAGCUUCACAGGUUGCCCAUUCCUCGUCCAGGUGAAGUUUUGGGAUUAGUUGGAACUAAUGGUAUUGGAAAGUCAACUGCUUUAAAAAUUUUAGCAGGAAAGCAAAAGCCAAACCUUGGAAAAUAUGAUGACCCACCUGAUUGGCAAGAAAUUUUGACUUACUUCCGUGGAUCUGAAUUGCAGAAUUACUUUACCAAGAUUCUUGAAGAUGACCUAAAAGCCAUUAUCAAACCUCAGUAUGUAGACCAGAUUCCCAAGGCUGCAAAGGGGACAGUGGGGUGUAUUUUGGACCGAAAAGAUGAAACAAAGACACAAGCAAUUGUAUGUCAGCAGCUCGAUUUAACCCAUCUAAAAGAACGCAAUGUUGAAGAUCUUUCAGGAGGAGAGUUGCAGAGAUUUGCCUGUGCUGUCGUUUGUAUACAGAAAGCUGAUAUUUUCAUGUUUGAUGAACCUUCUAGUUACCUAGAUGUCAAGCAGCGUUUAAAGGCUGCUAUUACUAUACGAUCUCUAAUAAAUCCAGAUAGAUAUAUCAUUGUGGUGGAGCAUGAUCUAAGUGUAUUAGACUAUCUCUCUGACUUCAUCUGCUGUUUAUAUGGCGUACCAAGUGCUUAUGGUGUUGUCACUAUGCCUUUUAGUGUAAGAGAAGGCAUAAACAUUUUUUUGGAUGGCUACGUUCCAACAGAAAACUUGAGAUUCAGAGAUGCAUCACUUGUUUUUAAAGUAGCUGAGACAGCAAAUGAAGAAGAAGUUAAAAAGAUGUGUAUGUAUAAAUAUCCUGGGAUGAAGAAAAAGAUGGGAGAGUUUGAGCUAGCAAUUGUAGCUGGAGAGUUUACAGAUUCUGAAAUCAUGGUGAUGUUGGGUGAAAAUGGUACUGGUAAAACGACGUUUAUCAGAAUGCUUGCUGGGAGACUUAAACCUGAUGAAGGAGGGGAAGUACCAGUUUUAAAUGUCAGUUAUAAGCCACAGAAAAUCAGUCCCAAAUCAACCGGAAGUGUUCGCCAGCUACUACAUGAAAAGAUCAGAGAUGCUUACACUCAUCCACAAUUUGUGACUGAUGUAAUGAAGCCUCUGCAAAUUGAAAACAUCAUCGAUCAAGAGGUGCAAACAUUAUCUGGUGGUGAACUGCAGCGAGUAGCUUUAGCUCUUUGUUUGGGCAAACCUGCUGAUGUCUAUUUAAUUGACGAACCAUCUGCAUAUUUGGAUUCUGAGCAAAGAUUGAUGGCUGCUCGAGUUGUCAAACGUUUCAUACUCCAUGCUAAGAAGACAGCCUUUGUUGUGGAACAUGACUUCAUCAUGGCCACCUAUCUAGCAGAUCGAGUCAUUGUUUUUGAUGGUGUUCCAUCUAAGAACACACUUGCAAACAGUCCUCAAACACUUUUGGCUGGCAUGAAUAAAUUUUUGUCUCAGCUUGAAAUUACAUUCAGAAGAGAUCCAAACAACUAUAGGCCAAGAAUAAACAAACUCAAUUCAAUUAAGGAUGUAGAACAAAAGAAGAGUGGAAACUACUUUUUCUUGGAUGAUUAGAGUGAAUCUGAGAAUAUCGAUAAGCCAUUUAUUAAAAGAAACAUUUACUGGGAUUUUUGUCAUAUAAAACUUAGAUCAGGUUUUAUGUCCCACAUGCUCUGGAGAUUGAAGUAUAAUUUACUUACUGUAACAUAAAGCCAGUUGUGUUUUAAAUUGUAGUCUGAAUACGGCAAAUGCCACUUUUCUGUUCUUGAUGAUAAGGCCCUUUUUGUGCGUAACAUUCUAAAAUGAAGACAUUUCAGGCUAUACAAAUUACCUCCAAGUUUUCAUGAUGUAUGGGAAGAUUCAGUAGGUGUACAGGUACCAAAUGCUGAGCAGUGUUGCCCCCUUUUAAAAAUCUUGAAAAAGGUUUCUGUACUUACAUGGUUUGCCAGGUAUGCCACUAUAAUGAAACUGCCCUUAUUUUAAAAGACGGUCGAUGAUGCCACUGAUGAAAUUUGAUAAAUAAACAUCAGGAUUAUAUAUAUAUUUGUUUUCAGUCUUUGCAUUAAAUUGUCAAUGUGUUUAGACUUUCAAAGGAAGAUUAUCUGCCACAGAACACCACUGCUGGGAGAAGACUAUUACCGACUUAAGCAUUGUUGACAAUGUUUUUGGUGCUUUUGAAUAUCUUUAGCAAAAAAAAUCAUUUCAACACCCCCCCCCAAAAUAAUAAAUCCUAACUUUACUCUGAAUUAGAUGUAGCAUUUCAUAAGAUUCUAUAUUCUGUAAUUAUUCUCAAGGUAAUGUCAUUCUAUAAACAUACCUUUAUGUAAUCACUGAUCAAGAUUUUGGAAAAAGCAUUUUAAAGAAUAUUUGUUUCCUUUAAAAAUACAGUACAGGUUCAAAAUCUUUAGAGUUGGUCCCUAAGCAUCUGUGUAUUUUUAAACUUCCAGAGAUUUCUGAUGGGCAGCCAAGGACUGUGAGCCACUUACCUAAAGGCAACAUUAACGCAACGCGGUCCCCAGAUAGCAAUACAGAGUAUCCCUUGGUACCAAAUAUAUUCAUUUCCAGGUUUGGAUAUAAAGGAUAUUAUCUAUUUGACUUUUUUUUCUUAGUUUUGGAUGGUGUGUAGCUGGAGUUCUAAAGACUUAUCCAAAUUUCUUGAACAGUGGGAUACCUGUAGUGUAAAACCACUUUCAAUUAUACUUCUGCCUAAUGCGCUGAGCUGGAACUAACUUAUACUACAAGUGAGGAAAAGAGUUUAGGAAAAUUAGAAAUUAUUGAACAAACUUUUAGAGCUUCUUGAAACAAUAGAAGCUUUAAUUAAUAUGCAAACAGUGGAUAGAAAGUAUGGUUUAACUAAGCCCCAUUAGGCCUUUUAAAAAUAUUGCUUUAUCUGAGUAAUCCAUAAAUACAUGUCUGUUGUGAAAUUUUCAAAUAUUACAGAAAUAUAUGGAAUAGAGUUAUGAUUUCCCUUUAUUUUACCCUCCCAAAUGUUACCAGUGUUUCUGUUUAAUAAUAUAUAUCCUUUCUUGCUUUUUUCCUGUGCACUUAACUGUGAAUAUGUAAAGGGUUUGUUUUGUACAUAAAUGGGAUUAUACUAAAAUAAGUAUUGCCUAUUUUUAAAGAUAGGUUAAAUUUGUGAAUCAUUAUUUCAAAUGUAUCGAAUAAAAUAAGACAAACGCUGUUUUUAUUUACUGAUUCUGUAUUAUGUCCUUAAAAUAUUUGUAUUAUAAGAGCACAGUUCUUUCUACUUACUGCUGAUAAAAUAUGUAUCAAUUGUAUUAUUUUGCAUGUAAAUGAAAAUUUUAAAACAGAUUUACAUGUUACUUAAAAUUUUGUAUAGCAGUAGAAAAGGACUUAAAAUUGUUAACACAAGGAAAAGGUUUUUUUUAUAAAAUCUGUUACCAACUCAAAUACAUGAAUGCAGAUGUUAGCUUUUGAAAAGAAUGAAACUGCUCAGUAUAUCCUGAUUAGAAAAAAUCUCUAAGCAAAAAAGCAUGGUGCAACAUAAUUUAUUAUAAUACACCACUGUUUGUUUAUAUGAAAAUAUACAAAAUACUAAAAUACACAAAAGGAUACUCAAGAAAGUUAAUGCUUUUGGGAAGGAUAACUUGAUGGUUAAGAACAGGGAAUAAAGGAGACAUAUAUUAUACAGCCAUUACCUUUUGAAUUUAAAUUUUGUACAUAUAAAUUGUUUAUAGUCAACCUAGUGUGCAGCAGUCUUUACAAAAAGUGUAUGUAUGUAAUUUAAGUUAACCUGAUUUUACACCAUAGCAUCUUGAAGUCGUCCAGUGCUUUCUCUCUUGCUUACAGAUUCAAUGUGCAGUUUGGUGUCUGGCAUUUGUUUGCCUACUGUAUCGAAGGAAUGAAUCUACAUAGAGGUUCUUUGUUUCUGUAGAAAGAAUGGAUACUUAGUUGGUUCUGUAAUUUCACUCAUUCAUUUAGAGACACAUAUGUCAAGCCCUCAACCCCAGUGCCUGGUGUAUUGUGAGCACCACGUGGUUCAGAAGAGAAAUAGUUCUGGGUGGGAGCUACAUGAAGGAGGCAGCUCCCAGGGAAAGGAGCACCUGUAAUGACAAAAAUGGUAAGAAAAUCCAUGUGAACCAGAACACAGGUCAGAGACAAGUCAGCAUGCGCACUGAAGAGCUUAGUGAGAGGAAAGGGUAAUACAGGCAGAUUGUAGUGGAUAGUUCCAGCUCCCAACUCUGCAUGUGCCCAAGUCUGUCUCCUGUAUCUACAGGUUUUCAGCUAAUGAGACUGGCAACCAUGACCAUCUGUCCCUUCUCGUGGAGCAGAGCAUUAGUGUCGCUUCAUGUCUGUGCCCUCUGGUUUCUGGUCUCCAUUUUUGGCUCCUGAUUUCUGAACAUAUCAUAGAAAAUUGCAAGGAACUAAGUUACACAGUAACAGGCACAUCCCUAGAUAGGCAUAGCAUUACUUUGUUUCUUACUCUACCCAAAGGCGUUUAAUCCAAAACCAAGGUUUUCAUUUAAAAGAAACUAGUGGACUUGCCUGGUGGCACAGUAGUUAAGAAUCCACCUGCCAAUGCAGGGAACACGGAUUGGAGCCCUGGUCCAGGAAGAUCCCACGUGCUGCGGAGCAACUAAUAAGCCCAUGCGCCACAACUACUGAGCCUGCACUCCUAGAGCCCGUGCUCCACAAGGGAAGCCACCGCAAUGAGAAGCCCGUGCACCGCAACGCAGACUACACCCUGCUCACCGCAAACUAGAGAAAGCCUGCGCGCAGCAACCAACACCCAACGUAGCCAAAGAUAAAUAAAUUUAUUUUUUAAAAAUGAAA